Molecule: messenger RNA, 1906 nt
Organism: Paramuricea clavata
Lineage: Eukaryota; Metazoa; Cnidaria; Anthozoa; Malacalcyonacea; Plexauridae
Source: the annotation of a GenBank genome assembly
CUGAAAUAGUGCAACAAAGCGCGGUAAAAAUAUUAUUAACCUUUCUGUCAAUACGGCGGUCAGGAAGAGGAUAUAUCUCCUUUUGUGACAAACUAGCCGCAAAAGUUUGCUAAUUUUAAGAAAAAUUUACUAGACCGAAAGCAAAAAUAGAUUUAUUUCACAAUAUUCGCUACGAAAUUAACGAAACUGUUGACGUAGACGCAAGCAAUGUUUAAUGUUUGAAAGCCUCGACAAUCCGAAGGCAAAAUAGAAAAUUAUAAAUAGCAUAACUUCGUGAUUUGACGCACGGGGGCAAUAGCAAACCCACGCGAAUUUUGCAAAUAUAAAAUUCGUCCGAAAUUUUGGGACAGCACUUGAGUUCGUUUCAAUUUGAAGGAACUAGGGAUUGGUUCUGCAUUGAAACAAGGUAAGUCUGCAUUUAACUAAACUAUCUUCAUUCUCAGUAGCUCUGUCAGUUCCAAACUGUUCCACCUAGAGGUCCAGUAAGGAUCAUCUCGUAUUGAUCCAUAACUAUAUUUAUAUUGGGUAGUUCUAUCAGUUCCAAAUUGGUCUCCCUUGAGGUCCAGUAAGGAUCGUCUAUUAUUGAUCCAGUGUCGUAAACUAAACUAACUUUAUUUAUACUGGAUAGCUCUAUCAUUCUAAACUGUUCUUCCUAGAGGUUCAGUAAGGAUCAUCUCUUAUUGAUCCAGUAUUACUACAGGAGGAAACCCAAACUAACUUUAUUUAUACUGGGUAGCUCUAUCAGUUCUAAACUGUUCUUCCUAGAGGUCCAGUAAGGAUCAUCUCUUAUUGAUCCAGUAUUACUACAGGAGGAAACCCAAACUAACUUUAUUUAUACUGGAUAGCUCUAUCAGUUCUAAACUGUUCUCCCUAGAGGUCCAGUAAGGAUCAUCUCUUAUUGAUCCAGUGUUACUACAGGAGGAAACCUAAACUAACUUUAUUUAUACUGGAUAGCUCUAUCAGUUCUAAACUGUUCUACCUAGAGGUCCAGUAAGAGUCGUCUCUUAUUGAUCCAGUGUUACUACAGGAGGAAACCUAAACUAACUUUAUUUAUAUACUGGAUAACUUUAUCAGUCUAAACUAUAUACUCCCUAGAGUUCCAGUGAGUGUCAUCUCUUAUUGAUCCAUUGUUACUACAGGAGGAAACCUAAACUAACUUUAUGUGAGUUUAGUCUAUAGGUUUCCUCCUGUAGUAACACUUGAUUAGUAAUAAGAGAUUAUCCUUAAUGUUCUCCCACCAAAUCAAAUAAGAAUUGGCAAGCGAAAGUUAUCUAACUAUCCAUCUAAACAAUGUUCUGUUUUUGUUCGGUAGAAAAUGAAUUUGGUUUAUGUGGUCCUGGUGAUUGGCUCGUGUGCAGUGUGUUUUGGGAAUGCCCGCCCUGCAGAUAUUAGGGCUUGGGAUGCGGAUUCCGAAGAUUUGCAGGAAAAGCGCGGGAAUGUAGAUUUUUUGUCCAAUGACAUCAAAGCAAGGUGUGCCCCAGGCCUAUGGUGCAUCAACGGUAAACGCGAAACGCCGGUACAAAAUCCCGUGACACCCAAGCAAAAGCCCGUGAGACCGGCACAAAAACGCAAAGCUCGCGAAUUUCGAUGCAAGCCUGGUUUACAUUGCCAGAAGCGGAGCGGAAUACUGGGGGAAGAAACCGAGGAUCCGAUACGACGUUUUCCGAGUUCAGUCCGAGGGCAAAUGGCUGACUGUGUGAAGUAUUCAUUUUUGUGUCGAGGAAAAGCUUGGUCGAAACUUAAGGUGGCUCUGAACGGAGAAUGAAUUUAUGUGUUAUUUAUGAAUUUAUGAAUUGGAAUUUUACGGUGAAGAUAUAAAAGUCAUUGCUUACAGAUUUAGUGCAUGUUAGAAAAUAGAGAAUAUAUUACAUAUUGCAUUGUCAUCAGAAAAAUUUAUUAGUUAAAU